Molecule: messenger RNA, 764 nt
Organism: Cucumis sativus (cucumber)
Lineage: Eukaryota; Viridiplantae; Streptophyta; Magnoliopsida; Cucurbitales; Cucurbitaceae
Product: voltage-gated hydrogen channel 1
Exons: 1
Coding region: 38-721 (227 amino acids)
Biological process (GO): proton transmembrane transport
Cellular component (GO): plasma membrane
Molecular function (GO): voltage-gated proton channel activity
Source: RefSeq, a predicted model, not a curated record
CUUCCAUUGGUAUCACAACUCAAGCUCAUCCCCAUCCAUGGCCAUUCUCUCCAACUUCUUAAACUCUUCAUCUCCGCUGCAAUCUGUUACCACGGCCACCACCAUAGAAUCCUUAGAAUCAUCUAUUCAUGACGUCGUGAAACUCUAUGAAAGGCGUCGAAAAUGGCGAGCUCUCUUCUUCUCCCCCAUUCCAAAUAACUUUGACGCAUUUUCGUCAUGGAGAGUCCAUUUAAUCACUUUCCUUGAAUCCACACCUGCUCAUAUCAUCACCAUUUUUCUCCUCGUAAUGGACCUUAUCAUCACCGUCCUCGAACUUUCGUCUUCGUUAAUAUCUUGUGGCUCACACGGGAAAGAUGAAGAAAAAGCUUCGUACUUUCAUUGGGUGAGCAUUUCCAUCUUGAGCUUUCUCUCUGCAAAGACGGCAGCUCUGAUGCUGGGGUUGGGUCGUUCGUUUUUUAGACGACCAGGUUGCGUCGUGGAUGGCGUGGUGGCCAUUGUGGCGUUGGUUUUGGAGGUGGUGGCGGAGAGGAAAGGGGGCGGAGUGAUAAUGGUGGCGAGUUUGUGGAGGCUUGUAAGGGUGGUGGAGAGUGCUUUUGAGAUAAGUGAUGAUACCAUUGAAGUGAAGAUUGAAGGAAUAGUUUGGGAGUUAGAGAAAAUGAAAGAAGAAAUAAGAAGAGAGAAAGAAAAGGAUACGAUAGAGAUGCUUCAAGGGAAGAGUUGAAUCAUUUGUGAAAAUUAUAAUUCUCAAGUAAACUUUUAUAUAA